Messenger RNA from Carlito syrichta (Philippine tarsier), 372 nucleotides. RefSeq names its product transcription initiation protein SPT3 homolog. Gene Ontology annotation, molecular function: transcription coactivator activity. Gene Ontology annotation, biological process: transcription by RNA polymerase II. The record is from RefSeq and is a predicted model, not a curated record. The annotation marks the transcript as partial. The transcript has 4 exons. NCBI's taxonomy places the organism in Eukaryota, Metazoa, Chordata, Mammalia, Primates, Tarsiidae.
AUGAUGAUUUAUGGACUGAAUCCUUUACCCACUGAAGACUUGCCAAAACUAAAAUUACAGCAAGCUGCUGAAGUUUCUCAACUGCGGGGAGCAAGGGUAAUUUCUGCUGAAGAUCUUCUGUUUUUGAUGCGCAAAGAUAAGAAAAAACUUAGAAGACUGCUAAGAUACAUGUUUAUCCGAGACUACAAAUCAAAGAUUGUCAAAAGCAUAGAUGAAGAUGAUCUCAUAGAAGACAAAUUGAGUGGCAGCAAUAAUGCAAACAAAAGACAAAAAACUGCUCAGGACUUCCUUAACUCUAUUGACCAGACAGGAGAACUUUUGGCAAUGUUUGAAGAUGAUGAAAUUGAUGAAGUUAAACAAGAAAGAAUGGAG